Talaromyces rugulosus is the source of this 2502-nucleotide messenger RNA. RefSeq lists its product as uncharacterized. Lineage: Eukaryota; Fungi; Ascomycota; Eurotiomycetes; Eurotiales; Trichocomaceae. The record is from RefSeq and is a predicted model, not a curated record. Bases 1 to 2502 code for a protein of 833 amino acids. Gene Ontology annotation, biological process: positive regulation of transcription by RNA polymerase II. Gene Ontology annotation, molecular function: zinc ion binding; transcription cis-regulatory region binding; DNA-binding transcription factor activity, RNA polymerase II-specific. Gene Ontology annotation, cellular component: nucleus. The transcript has a single exon.
AUGUCGGGGUCAGCCGCGGCCAAGCCCAGUCCGUCUAAGACUGCCACUGCUCCUCGCAAGCGGCGCAAGAGGACAACCACUGGAGGUGCGCCCGAUGAUUGCUUUGCUUGCGCUCAAAACGGUGUCAAAUGCGACCGGCGACGUCCGUAUUGCAGCCAAUGCCUUGACCGGGGAAACGCCUGCUCCGGGUAUAAAACCACCUUGACCUGGGGCGUCGGAGUCGCCAGCCGCGGAAAGCUACGUGGACGCGCCCUUCCUGUGUCGGAUGGGCAGUCAACUGCCUCGUCGCCCAAGGAGCGCAGGCACAGUGCUUUCAAGACUUCUCCUCGCCCGUCCCACCGCCGGAGUUCUCCCGUUAAAGCUGCACCAGUGGUGCCGUCGUUGUCCGUCCCCGAGGCGGAACCAACCGCGUUGUACGAUACCACUCAGCAUUGGCCUGCACCGGCUGUCCAGCAACCGGAUCCCCAGAAUGAUGCGCGCUCAGUGCCUUCGAGUCAUAACCACGUUUUCGGUUUAAACGGACCGUCGGCGAUGUUGCAGCGCCCUGUUGAUGGGCAUCCUCAUCAAAUUCCAAACUACUCAUUCCACCUUCACACGACCUCGUCCGGCAUCUCGGAGCCCACACAGGAAGCGUGGGCUCAGCCUGUGAGCGUGCCUCACACCACUGCUUAUACUGCCUAUGUAGAUUAUGGCCACCCAGUGUCAUUGCAGUGGCAGCAGCCCACCACCGGCAAACGGUCUGCAUCUUUUGACGAUGAUCGAGAAAUUGACGAAGCCUACAUGGCAUCCCUCGCCUCCGAGACCAGCCAACCACCGACAACCAUCUAUCGACCUGAUCAAAAUCAAGUCCAAAUCCAAAAUCAACAUAUUUGGGCAAUCUCGCAGAGCCCCUUUGCCAAUUCCUUGCCAGACUUGUUGUUGGAACAGUCGGUUGGUCGCACCCCGCGCAUUCGUUACCUGAUCAGCUAUUUCGCAGAGGUUAUCGCCCCCGUGAUAGUUGCCUUUGAUAGCCCAUCCAAUCCCUACCGCACGCGGAUUCUGCAGUUAGCCCACCAUAGCGAUACGCUGCAGCACGCAAUUGCUGCCCUCUCUGCCAGUAAUAUCCGCCAAAGGCGGGAGGAGAAAAUCCAUUCUACCGAAAGAACAGAGCCAUCCCGGAUGUCCUCGAUGGCACAUCGGGCCCUGACAGAUGUAUCCUUCCAAGAGCGACAUGGGAUCCGGGAUAUCAGCGGCAACAAUAACGAGGAGAUUUUCCACAAAUCAGUGGCCAUCAGAUCCUUGAAUGCGCAGCUUGCCGAUCCUUCCAAACGACAUGAUGAUUCUGUCUUGGCAACUCUGCUAGUCCUUUGCCUAUUCCACAUCUGCGAGACUGGUGUGGCCCAUUUCCAAACCCAAUUCGCGGGAGUACGAAAAUUGCUUUCGAUGCGACGGCGGACCAACUUGCUGGAGUCCGAAGAAGCUAGGUGGUGCACCAGAAUGUUCACUUGGUUCGAUGCCAUGACUGCGACUAUUAAUAAUCGUGAAGGUGAGCUUCAAGGGCAGCUUCUCGACAUGACCUGUCUGUCUGAUGAAGAGUGGGCUAUGGAGAAUUUGGCCGGUUGCGACGGACGGUUAUUCAAGGUCAUCGCCCGGCUAGGGCGUUUGAAUGUUCUCGCUCAGAAUAAACCUGUUGAUCCUUCAUACAACAUCGAUAUGCCUCCUGCGAUGCCAGUCUUACCGCCAUCGGUAUCGCACUACACACCCAACGGAAUGAAUGUGGCCUAUGCCACGAAUCUCUACAGUAAUACUCUGGUUCAAGUCGGCAAUGCAGAAUUCUGGACCGAAUGGCACUCAGUUCGCCAGCAACUAGAAGGCUGGCGAUUGGACGCCCUAUCUCUGGCCGGCGGGCACGACCUCAAUACAUUAUCACCGCCCUAUUCUAGCGGGUCGCUUUCAUCAUCCCCUUCAUCUGCUCCGACUUUUGCGUCUGUUCCGAUGUCCCCGAGCUCAAAGUACCUGGUCGCGCCGAAUAAUAUGACGGAUUUGUCCAACAUCUCGGAAGCAUUCCGAUACUCGGCGUUGCUGUACACUGAGCGUCUAGCAUAUCCAGACCUCCCAUCCACGCAUCCUCGCAUCCAGACAUUUGUCUUGACGGCGAUGCAUUACAUUGCCGCCGUUCGCUCAGAUGUUUAUUUAUUGUGGCCGUUAUUCGUCACUGGCUCUGAGUGUGUCUAUGCAGAACACCGAGCCGCGAUCCGGGACAGAUGCCGAGAUAUCCAGAAAGACUCCGGAUUCUACAACAACAUCUCUUGCCUGGAGCUUCUCGAGAAGAUCUGGGCGAGGAAUCCGGCCGUGCAGACUCAGGACCAGGGUAUUUACAACAGCUUCCACGGAAUGCCUGGCAAUCCAGUGUCGAAUAUGCGCACGCAGGUUCAUCACAAGGUGACCGGCCACAGCCAAGGAUUCAAAUGGCAGAGCAUUGUCGACGAAGAAGGUAUAGAUGGGGAAUACAUCGUGAUCUAG